GGUUCUGUCAGAUUAGAGUUUGCAUUCGGCGGUAGUGCGUCAACCGGGUCGUGUUUUCCGUAGCGACGUUCUUCAAAGCGAGUGGAACAAUUUCCAAACAACACAGAGGAGUAUUGUGUGUGUGGUGAGAAAAGAAAACAUUUCCUACCAUUGCUAGAGCCUACAUGUGACGUAUUGUCGUCAGGAGUGGAACCACAAGUGUAUUUCGUUGAUCUGAUGCUUCAUGAGCUUUUGUGAACCCAAGUGGUCCCAGUUGGUAAUGCUGAAGUGCAUCAAUGAUUGAUUGUGCUUUUGGCUUGGUGUAAUUUUUCACACCGCCUUUGGCAGUUUGGCAGUAUUCCUAAUCCACAAGCGGCGACCGUGAAAACGGGGGGAAACGUGAAUUUGAGGCGCAAGUGUUUGUUGACAGCGUUUAGUGUUCUGCAGAUUGCAGUGUGAUUUCCAGAAUUGAUUUGUUAUAAGUGGGGGACGGAGGAAGAUGGAUGUUUGGUGCAUCAAAGCAGAAGGGCCACACACUGCAGCAAACGAAAAAGGAUAAAUCAUUGAGUCGAAGUACUUCGUUGGAUGUUUUGUAUGAGGGGAUUGUUGGAUGCUGAAAAGAUGAUGAUUUCCCCGUUCGUUGUUUCAUGCAGAGGUGAUGAUAAUGAUUCAUGAAUAAAGUGCUUGGGAGUUUGUGAAGAACAACAGCGCAUAUGAAACGAAAGUGAAGUCCUUGACAUAGGAAGUUAUACAAAAAAUAAAAAUGCGUCAGGUGAAAUAAACCAUGAGAAAUAAUUAAUUCAAGGACGUUGCGGCAAAUUGGAAUGCAGACUAAGCAUCAUCAAUAAGCUGAUAUUAUCAGUUUUGAAAACAAAAAUUUGAUGUGGUUGAUCGAGUAAAUAGGUGAACUUGUGGAUCGUACAAGUGCAAGGCGAGUAAAGGAUUAUCGGUGAAGAAGACAAAGUUGGAAUGAAUAUUUUAAUUGGAUCGACACCAGGCUACGGAUUACACGUUCACUUUGUUGCAUAAUCCGUUGCAUCUACCAUAGUCAUCAGUGCAGCAGUGAGUGAGUGAAGGAAGUGAAGCGACGGAAGGAUUCAUCGUUAGUGAGCAAUAUAUAUGUACAUAGCAAGAGAAGAUUUCAAGCUGAGCAAAAAAGACACCCAGUGUCGUCCUAUGAAAUUCAAAUUAAUCAUAGCCCUAUAAUAAGUGGAAUAUUAUCUCUACAUUCAAACGCAUAGCCGAUUCUACGACGAUAAUCUACUCUUCAAUGUUGGAUGUUUGUGCUGCUGUUCAUCAAGCAAAAGUUUAUUAGAUUCUAGGCUCUCACUAAAGUGCGACAUUAUCGAUCAUUACUCACGAUACAAGUGACGCGUAUGUUAACUCAUGUUACAUUAUCUUCUGCUCCACAAAACACACAGCGCGGCCAGUACCAUUUUAAUUAAAAUAAACUCAAAGCAACUGUAAAUAGAACAAAUACAAAUCCAAAACCCCUGUGCGCACUCAACUGAGGUAGAGCAGAAAAAAACUACAAAUCCAUUCCGUCAGAUCGUUAGAAAAAAUUGCACAAGCGAAAGAGUAAAAAAAUUGUGACAAAUAAUCCAAAGCCCCAGACCGUAAAAAGCGAAUUUGUCAACAAGCCAUCAAAUCAACCAGAUUGAAUGCAAUAAAACAAUAACACGGGCAACGAAUCCCUGCCAUCAUCCGGUGAAAUGAAACCGUUCCAAUCCCACGACAGCACCACCAAAUAGCCAUCAGCAUUGCAUUGGUUAUUCCCGACGGGGAAAACCUACGUUUCCGGCCAUUACAAUUUCUAUGCAAACUCAGCGCCAGUUGGGCGAACGGCCGAAGCCCAAGUGAGAAAGUGAGGGACAUCGCAGUGAUAUCAGAGCAUUACCCCCCAUCUACUGAGUGCUUCCAGAAAAAGGGGGUUUCACGAUCUACGCCGGGCUCAAUUUCGAGGAAUAAAAAUAAAAGUGCUAGAAAUUUAACGGCUUUACCUCUUCCGUUUCGUAAAGAAGGUGAGAGGAAACGCUUAAGGUGCGACUCGAAAAGGAAUGUACUAUAAAAGGCUGUACCGUAAUUGCUAAAUUGUCGUCGUCGCCAUCGUCGUCAUCACCGAAGUCGUAGGAAUGGGUCGACGUUCCUCUUGUUGUAAAUAAAUGUUUCCGUUUAACGUCCUGUGCUCGACGCCGUGAUCGCAGAAAUUUCCCUUAACGUUACUGCAGUGCAAGAAUACCCGGGAUACCCGCCAGAAGUAGAGACAAAAGGUGUCCUCAGAUAUCGUCGCAGGUCGUUGGCCGCGAAAAGACGCCAAAGCAUUCAAGAAUGUACCAAUAAAAUAAAAUUGAACGGUCUGCUUCAAAGGAAAAGGACCUCCAGUCACAUCCACCGUGCAAAUUACUGGCCACGUAACGAAAAGGAGUGCUUGUCCUAGCUUUUAUGAAACAUUGUCGAACCGCUCUAUCCUUCCAUCGAGGAGGGACGCACACCACCACACCCACGCAAGGACUCCCAUCGGCGCAUCAAAACGACGGGCCCUCGAGGAAGCGAGCAAUGUCCACGUUGAAUCAGCAUAACAAUAUGUGCCACUCCAAUUUAAUAUUCAUCAUACUUUUUAUUUUUAACGAUUACGUCACAGGCGACAUCAGCACGUCUUUAGCGCUAAGUAAGCUCAAUUCUGGUGGAUCGUUUUUCGCUGGACCAUACCUAGACGGGACUGGAGUUAGUAACGUUACCACACAGAUAGGAACACAUGCAUAUCUACCGUGCAAGGUGAAACAGCUGGGGAACAAGUCGGUGUCAUGGGUACGAGUGAGAGACGACCACAUCCUAACCGUGGACAGAAUGACAUUUAUAGCCGACGAACGCUUUCAAUCAUUCUACGUGGAGAACAGCGGCGUUUGGACGCUGCAGAUCAAAUACGUUCAGGCACGUGAUGCCGGAAUAUACGAGUGCCAGGUGUCGACAGAGCCGAAAAUAAGUGCUAGAGUACAUCUGCACGUUGUUGUGCCAAGAACCGAGCUUAUUGGAGAUUCCGACCGGUACGUGAAGGCAGGGAGUGCCGUCAUACUGCGUUGCGUUGUCCGUGGUGCCCUGGAGCCACCAUCCUACAUUAUUUGGUAUCACGGCACCCAGCAGAUUUUCACCGAGAACCGACGAGGCUGGAAAACGCAGCUGGAACGCGGUGCACCGGACCUCGAUGGUGACAUCCACAGCACUAUUGGAUCAUUGAUCAUCGAGUCGACAAGGAAAAAAGAUUCUGGGAACUACUCGUGCAGCCCAUCGAACAGUCCACCGAUCACCGUUUCGCUGCAUGUCAUCAAUGGUGAAUCCUCAGCAUCUGCCGUUACGUCGUCCGCUGGAUCGCUGUUUGAUGACAGUAUAUCAAUGGUUAAGCAGAGGAACAUCCAUAUUUUAUUGCAGCAUAGGUCAUUUGUUAUGUUACUCGUUUUGGUUAUCUACGCUCAGCUAAGCUGUCGCAUGUACUAGUUAAGAGAAUUUAUCUAAGUUAAUAAAUUUGAAAA
Aedes aegypti (yellow fever mosquito) is the source of this 3506-nucleotide messenger RNA. Its product is annotated as zwei Ig domain protein zig-8. Gene Ontology annotation, cellular component: neuron projection membrane. Gene Ontology annotation, biological process: synapse organization. Lineage: Eukaryota; Metazoa; Arthropoda; Insecta; Diptera; Culicidae. The record is from RefSeq and is a predicted model, not a curated record. Bases 2422 to 3471 code for a protein of 349 amino acids. The transcript has 10 exons.